Messenger RNA from Alexandromys fortis (reed vole), 6803 nucleotides. RefSeq names its product gap junction protein alpha 8 (gene Gja8). The record is from RefSeq and is a predicted model, not a curated record. The transcript is spliced from 2 exons. Bases 179 to 1501 code for a protein of 440 amino acids. Gene Ontology annotation, molecular function: gap junction channel activity. Gene Ontology annotation, biological process: gap junction-mediated intercellular transport; cell-cell signaling. Gene Ontology annotation, cellular component: connexin complex. NCBI's taxonomy places the organism in Eukaryota, Metazoa, Chordata, Mammalia, Rodentia, Cricetidae.
ACCAAUCCAGUCAUAUCUGCUCAGUCGUGCAGCAUAUUAGGGGCGGGGUAGAGAAGGGUGAGGUGGGCUUUUAGGUGGCAAAGGAAAGACACCAAAGUUGCCAUUUUCCUGCCGAGCACCAAGAGAGAAAGACGGCACCUGUGUCUCCGUGGGACCCAACUCAUACUGGUGGUGAGCAAUGGGUGACUGGAGCUUCCUGGGGAACAUCUUGGAGGAGGUGAACGAGCACUCCACCGUCAUUGGCAGAGUUUGGCUCACGGUCCUUUUCAUCUUCCGCAUCCUCAUCCUGGGCACGGCAGCUGAGUUUGUGUGGGGCGAUGAGCAGUCUGAUUUUGUGUGCAACACCCAGCAACCAGGUUGCGAGAACGUCUGCUACGAUGAGGCUUUUCCCAUCUCUCACAUCCGCCUCUGGGUCCUGCAGAUCAUCUUCGUCUCCACCCCAUCGCUGAUGUACGUGGGGCACGCGGUACAUCACGUCCGCAUGGAGGAGAAGCGAAAGGACCGCGAAGCCGAGGAACUGUGUCAGCAGUCCCGCAGCAACGGGGGUGAAAGGGUACCAAUCGCCCCGGACCAGGCCAGCAUCAGGAAGAGCAGCAGCAGUAGCAAAGGCACCAAGAAGUUCCGGCUGGAGGGCACACUGCUAAGGACCUAUGUCUGCCACAUCAUCUUCAAGACCCUCUUUGAGGUGGGCUUCAUCGUGGGCCACUACUUCCUGUAUGGUUUCCGCAUCCUGCCCCUCUAUCGCUGCAGCAGGUGGCCCUGCCCCAAUGUGGUGGACUGCUUUGUGUCCCGGCCUACUGAGAAAACCAUCUUCAUCCUGUUCAUGCUGUCCGUCGCUUUUGUGUCCCUCUUCCUCAACGUCAUGGAGAUGAGCCACCUGGGCAUGAAGGGAAUCCGGUCUGCCUUCAAGAGGCCUGUGGAGCAGCCACUGGGGGAGAUCCCCGAGAAGUCCCUCCACUCCAUCGCAGUGUCCUCCAUCCAGAAAGCCAAGGGAUACCAGCUUCUAGAAGAAGAGAAGAUCGUGUCCCACUAUUUCCCUCUGACUGAGGUUGGAAUGGUGGAGACCAGCCCACUUUCAGCUAAGCCUUUCGGUCAGUUUGAGGAGAAGAUUGGCGCGGGACCCCUGGCAGAUAUGUCACGGGGUUACCAAGAAACCCUGCCUUCUUAUGCUCAGGUGGGGGCCCCGGAAGUCGAGGAGGAAGAGCAGCCUGUAGAGGAGGCCGUGGAACCCGAAGUGGGAGAGAAGAAGCAGGAAGCAGAGAAGGUGACCCCAGAAGGGCAGGAGAGGGUCGCGGUGCCAGAUGGGGAGAAAGCAGAGACCCCCGGAGUAGGGAAGGACGGGGAGAAAGAAGACCUGCAAGUUGAAAAGGUAACCAAACAAGGUCUGCCUGCUGAGAAGGCCCCUGCGCUCUGUCCGGAGCUGACAACCGAUGACAACAGGCCCCUGAGCAGGCUGAGCAAAGCCAGCAGCAGGGCCAGGUCAGACGAUCUCACCAUAUGAAGUGGUGCGGAAGAGAGACAUCUCACCUCCUGCUAAUACAGGCCAAGAUAAAAUCAGCUCGUGCCAACACACUUGGAGCCUUCGGUGUCCUUGGGGCCACCCCCACCCCUAGUUGGAUAGAUGAUGUCUUAGAACUGAGCAAGCUGUACAACUGGAAGACAGCCCUUCCCAUUUGUACCGGCUACCAAGGUAAACCCCCCGUCCUAGUCAAGUUCCGGGUUUCACACGCCUGCCCUAUCUUCUAUCCCAACCACUAUGGGGGGCUUUACUCUCUUUCUCAUUCCCCCAUGGGAAACCAUCAGGUCAGAUUUGGGGUUACCUCCUAACCUUUUACUAGGCUUGUCUCAAGCUCGCUGAAUCAGUCAGACCCGAACCCAGCAUUUCCCUAGCAGAAGCCCCUGAUCUUACAUGAGUGAUCUCAAACUCAAAAGCCUGCAGGAUCCAGGCAGAUGAUUUAAUGGUUAACGUGGCCCUGCUCUAAUAGGAUAUGAUAGAAUAUGAUAGAGAGAGGAAGGGCUGUGAAGGCUGGGGCAAUAGCUGGCUGCUUCCAGGAAAUAGUUUCCUUGAUACCUGUACAUCUAUUUAAAAAAAUGAGAGAGAGAGAGAGAGAUAUCAGAGAAAUUUUAGCACGUUAAUUUUAAAUACAAUAUGUGGAGCAAAUGCAAUGUGCCCAGAUUUAACCUAUGGGCUAUCAAUUUGCAACAGCAGUUUACAUUAAUGAGCCCACAGCUGCUAAGGAAUUUGCCUCACUUUUUUAUGGUCUUGGCCUCUUUUUAUGGUUUCCCAACUUCAUUUUAUCAAUUUGAAAUGUUUUAAGUCGUCAGUCCAGGAGAUGCCCAGAGUUCUUGCUGACCGUUCUUUUGGGUCACUGUGCCCUCCGGUUGAAAGCAGUGGAGCCUUUGAUUGGCAGGAAUUAUGCCCUGGGCACAGUAAGAGAGCACGCAGGCUAUCAAACCUCUCCCCGGGAAAUGAAAAGGCUUUAGGCUUUCAAGCCCAAUUGCAGUUUUCUUCCCUGGAGCAACAGAAAUCCUUUUUAAAAAAUUCUCCUCUUCUAACAUCAGUAUUCAGCCUAAAAUCUGCAUUUCCUUUCCCAGGGCUGGGAGCAGAAAGAGUUCCAAGCUAGAGGACGCCUGCCCACAGGCCUGGCCUGAGGGAGGCCGCUCUCAUGCUUUGUCUAUCAGCGGGGAACUGGCAGGGGAGGAAAGAGGCUUACUCGAGUACUACCAACUGGAUGUGCUGUCCGUAGCCAGUCUGCACUGUAUCCCCCGGGGCGCAGAGACUAAAGGGGAACCUCACAGGUCUCAGCCAACCCACCUCAAACACCGAGUCCAAACAGGGGAGAAUAUAAAGUACAUAUGAAUAUUUCACACAGGGAACAAUUUUACUCGAUUGAUUUCCAGAAGAAAUAGAUAGAUAGAUAGAUAGAUAGAUAGAUAGAUAGAUAGAUAGACAGACAGAUAAUGCAGAUAAAAUCAAGUAAUGUGACCUUAGUAUCUACCUAUCUCAUUCUUUUAAAGAGAAGGCAGGAAUUGGUGUUACUGGGCUUCACAUCCCACCCAGGACAAGCACGAAUGCAGCCCAACACAGCAUCACAAACGUGCUGUCUUAGUGUGGGCUACUAUGGCUGUGACGAAACACCACGGCCACAAGCACGUUGGGGAGGAAAGGGCUCCUUUGGCUUAUAUUUCCACUUUGUCAUCCGUUAUUGGAAGAAGUCAGGACAGGAACUCAAACAGGGCAGAAACCUCCAGGAACUGAUACUGAAACCAUGAAGAAGCUUGCUUCUCGUGGUUUGCUCAGCCGCUUUAUUAUAGAACCCAGGACCACCAGCCAGGGAAGGCAGCACACACAAUAUGGGCAGUGCCCUCCGUCGUCAAUCACGGAUUAAGAAAAUGCCCUACAGUCUUGCCUGCAGGCCAAUCUUUUGGAGACGUUUUUCUUAAUGAAGGUCCCCACCUCUCAGAUGGCUCUAGCUUGUGUCUAGUUGACUCGAAGCUGUGCACCACACUUACGUAGAACAGUGUAAGAUUCUUGCAACUUCUUUGUGCUUCAAAUCCGUGAUGCCCCACUGUGAACUUUGUAGACAACAGAAUCAUAACGUCAAGAGGCCGAAUAUGCCAGAACACCAUGCCUCGGGAACUGCGUGCCAGAGAUGGGUAGGAAGUGGAGGAGCUAAUAGGGCAGAGACUUGGACCAGGGUACCCAGAAAAACUGCCCUUCAACCAGUUCUACUCCCUGGCAAUACAUCUCAGAGUGGAAAGUCCUCUCUUGGCCCUCAUUUUAACAUAUUUGUUCUGGAUAAGCCUCCGAAAACUAUCCCUCCCUAGGAAAAUUCAUGCUCUAAUUGCCUGGCGCCACAUUCUAAGCCAAAGCAAUUCCGAAAAUAAACUCAUGAAUGGUUUGUUUUCUUUUAUAUAUAUAUAAUUAUGCCUAAGAAAUCUGCAUUUAAGAGAGAAAGGCUAACUAUAUAUCUAUCUAGAAAACCAAAGUAACAAAUUUUCAACAGAAGACUGUAUCGAGCAAGGAACAGUUGAACGGAAGGCCCUGUUUACCUUCCCAACAUGUGACUUUCUGCUACUGCUGGGAUCUUACCCCUGCCAGGUCAUAACAACCCCACACAGACCUUGUCGUACGCAAUGAGAACAGUAGCAAAAAUCCCAAGCCCAAGAGCCUAAGGUGUUCUUGACCCUCAUAGCUGCCCUAUCACCCCUACAGUUGUGCUUACGGUUUAAAAAGAACCUUCUUUCUGACCAAAAUCGGGGGGGGGGGGGCAUCUCAACUAGGACUUGAUACAAAAGUAGUAUCAUAUAUGUAGUAGCAUACAUAUGUAGUAUCAGAUUGUUCAGUGGUAGAGUGCUUGCCUGGCAAGUGUGAGGCCCUGAGUUCAAUCCCCAGUACUUCAAUUAAGACCAAAUUAAAAAAAAAAAAGGAAAUGAAAACUAAGUCCUGUUUUAAGGCUACAUUGCCAGUGCUGCUCAGAGCCAGUUGCGGAGCUGCAAGGGAGGGCUGCUGGCCUCCUUGUCUUGGCUGGAUGUCAGAUGAAGUAGUGUCUCACUUCACUGCCCACAGCUGCUGGGCCCCCGUAUAAGCCGCUGCUUCUCUUUUGGCCUUCCCAACAAAACGGAGUCUAUGCUGGAAGAAACAGACACGGGCGCCUAGCGGUCAGGAUUUUCCUCCUGUUUCUGCCAGUCAGUGGCGGAGUCAUCAUUGCGCCUUAUCCUCUCCAUACCUCGGUUUUCUGUCUACAAACGAGCAAUGGCCCUUGCUGCCUGCCUCCCUCUGGGGUAUCAUAAGAACUGAUGAGUUGACCACCGUGCCUGGAGCCUGCUUUCUGGAACCUCGCUCCCUGAGCUGUUCCUCCAACAACAGUAAGACAGGGUGGGGGACAGAUGGGUGUCUUCCAUCUGUCCCCUCAGCUCUGUGGUGAGAGUUAAUCAAGGUAGACAUUCUAGAAGCUCGUUUCCUCAGAGGAGACUCAACAACAUUUUGAUUCCAUAUAAUGACCACAGACAGAUGGGCAACUAUUUAAAUGACUGGAAUAAGGUUCCUCUUCGGCCACCACAGAGCUCCUGUCAGGUCCCGUUUGGAUGGUCUGUGCUCUUUGUGGUACAUCCAUGCUCUCUGUUUGGGGGCACAGAAUCAUGACUGAUUAGGAUUACGAUGCUUCGGGGUUCUAUUAGGUCCAGCUUUACUUCUGACUCAUUAAACCCCUAGAGCACAUGGUCCUGCCAAUGAAAGAUGCCUUGACUAGAAGACAACAGAAGUGUGGCUCCUUCCAGGGGAAAAUGGCUAAUGACUGGAUAGUGGUCCUAGCACCCCCAUUAGGGGAGGUCUGCGCCAGGAAAGCUAGAGCUGCUCAACGUUCAGUUAGAGCUGCAAGCUUGUCUGGGAAAUCCCUAGUAUCCAGGGCUUCGUAAAAAGACCUAUCUGGUUUCCAUGACUUUGGCCCUUGAUGUUCAGGUGAUGCAUCCGACACAGCAUUGAACAAAUAUUCCUGAAGAUCAAUCUGGUUUGGAGACUCACAAAAAUAAUUGGCAUUUUGUGAGAUGUGGUGGCCGCCUCUGUUUAACUCUGGGGAUGACAGGUUGUCAUCCCUCUGCUCUCAAUGACAGCUUUCUCUAAGGUAAUAGGGAGGAGAAGCCUUCUCCUUCUCAAGGUCUAAUUCUUCUUCUCAAAAACUUACUAACGUAGAAAUAAGAAGAGAAAGAAGGCCUUGUCCAAACUGUACGAUCAUAUUUUAAAGUACAACCUGAAGCAAUGACACACAUCACAUCCGAAGAAGGCACAGCUCAGUAAACCAAGAGACCGUUUUAUAAAAAGUGGGACAAUGUGUAAAAUGAGGGGAUGAUCCUGAAGUCCUAAGAAUCAUGUUGCAGACAAACAACAUCCUUAAUCACACGAGAAUCUGUUGCUGCAAGAAAUGCCAAGGUGUUCAUCUUACCAGAGCUCAUGUACAGAGGAGGAAGGAGGUGUCAACCCCCAAGUCUGACUCACGGCAAAGGAAAGAGGAGCAAACAGGAACCGCUCGGCUGAAGUCACAUGGAAGGUGUGGGACAAGACUAGUGAAGACAACUGUUCCUCCUCAGUUCCUGAGGGGCAGUGGGCACGUGUGGACCCCAACAGCACCUCCCUUUCCAUCCUCCUCCUGUCUUACCCUGGCUCCAAACUAGCCCUUUGUACAUGUCAUGUGCAGACGAUUGCCCAGCCAAAGUUAGCGCAGUCUAGAUAAAAAGUGUAAGGACAGCUAAUGAAGAACUCUGAGUGUAAAUCUGUUCUGUAAGAUGUAGUGUGUGCCUAGAAACUACGUUUAAGGUUUCCCUUUCUGGAAAUUAUUGUAGUGUAACCAAAUAUGUCUUUGGGGAAGAGAGGGGAUAAAGGAGGGGUAACUCUAGAUCCAGCAGUUAAGUAAGGAGAGAGAAGCGAUCUGGAAGACAGCUCCGUCUCCACUGCAUUUGACACUGUCUGCCGUGGCCACCAUGUGGACGUGAGACAGACCGCAGUCUCCAGCCUCACUUCCUUCAGAAGAUUUCCAGAGCAGAAAAUAAAUUCUAGAAUUCAGAAAUUUGUCUGGAGAGAAAAGAAAUAGCGCCAUCGCCGUCUCUGUGUGCUUUCUUGUCCAUCUGGGAAGCACAAGUAAAGAAUAAGCCGAGAUGCAUUCAGACUUAGUGCCACUGGGAAACGGCUCAUGAGUGGCAACAUGGAGAUGCUGGUCCUGUACUCUCCAACCCUCCUCAUUCUUGUGUCAGAACUAAUAACUGCAUGUUAGAUUCUUAACAAAACAAAUAAACUAGCUGGACUUUAA